ACGUCGCGUCCCCAGAGGCCGGCCCUCCGUCGGAGGGUUUCCAGCCUCCAGGAAAGGAGCGGGGGCUGGGAGGGGAGGGGAGAGGGUCUGUAACUGGCAUGAGCGGCGGCGUCGCCGUGCCUGUGCCACGCGUGUCGCCGGUUGGAGAGCUCCGCCUGGAUGGUUUCACUCCGCGGAGGCGCCGCCCUGCCACUCAGUUAGAAACCUCAGAGCCAUAUUCAACUCUCCCCUCCUCUGCAGCCCCACUGCCACAACCCUGCUUUUCUCCUCCUCACGUCCACCCUCCUCGCCCCCCCUCCCCCGUCUCCUGGCCGGUUUCCUUUUCUGCAGUUUGCCGCCUCCAAGCCGCCCUGCGCUCCCUGCCCGUGUCUGACAAAGACUCUGCUCCCUUACUGAACACCACAGUGCCCGCCACGGGCUGCCACUCAAGGUCACAUCCGCACGACCACCCCCUGCAGCCUACCUGCCAGUGUCAUCUCUGGUCACCCCUCUCUCCCAGGAUCCAGCCUCCUCAUCGUGCUUCCGCACCUGCGGUUCAUUCCCUGGGCCAAGAAUGUCCCUCCUAAUUCUUUGUUCAUCCUUAGAGACCCUGAUAAAUGUCACCACAGGAGUGGAACCUUUCCCUGCCCCACCCCAGACUUAGUCUCUCCACAACAGCUGGCACAUCCCCUUGUCCAACAUUACACUUGUCCCUACACACAGCUGCCUCCUCUACCAGACUCUGAGCUGCUGGAGGGUGUGGCCUGGCUCUUGUUCUUCUCCUCAUCCCCACACACACACAAGGCCUGGCACAGAGCAGCCAUCAGCAAUAAAUAAACAGCAUUUAAAAAAAUAAGUAAGUGGAAGACCAAAAGAACUGGGUAGUUGCUGGGUAUGCGGAAGGGGCUGGACUGUUGAGCAUUCAUCUGAGGCUUCUCGGAGGCCACACUGGGCAGGGUUAGAUGGAGGGUCAAUAGAUUUGGUGCAGCGAGAGGGCCUCAGGGAAGCACCAGAGUGACCUGUGAUGUUAAUUUAACAAACACAGAACAACGUCUAUUGUCAGGCCUCAUACUGGGCACAGGGACCUCGGCCAGCACUCAAAUUGCAUUCCCUGCAGGAAAGCCAGUGUAGGCGGUGCCAAAACAGAGUGCCAAGUGUCACACGGUAAGGGUACCAGUUUCUUCCUGAGCCAUGACCAGAGCCAUUCCCAGAUAAAUGAGGUUUCCUGGAAGGAUGUUACCAGUGCCUUAUCUCUGACCAAUAUGGUGCUGGGGCUCUUCUCCAUCAUCUUCAGCUUCAGCAGAGUCUCCAGUGGAAACUGCAAAAGUGCUUCCCUGUUUGGGCUUGCUGGCCUGCACUUUAGGAAACGCCACUAUGCCUCCUGGAUGCUCCUGGUCAGCUUCCUGUUGGACGUGGCAGUCAGGGCAAUGACCAGCCACAUCAACAUCUGCUCCAAAUUGGGAGCUGAGCUGAAUGACUUUGCCGUCUUCACCACCUUCGGCUUGGCCUCCGCUCUGCUCCUAGGCGUGGAUGGACUUCUGAGUGGGAUCCUGGCCAUCAUCUAUGUGUCAGCUGCUUCUUUCCACUUGUCCUUUUAUUCAUCUGGAGUCCCCUCCAUAUACAAGGGUCUACCCUGCCCCUAUGCUUCCUGCAUCUUGGCUUCCACCUCCCUUCUGACCAAAGGCAACAGGUUCAUCCUCUGCUGCAUGGCCUCACUCAUGAUUCUCUUCAUGAUGGACCAGAGCUACUAUCCAUAUGACAAAAUCCUGGAGUCUGAGAACUGGAAAAAAUUGGUUUAUAUAGGAGGUGUCAUCAUGCUGUUUUUCUCCCCAUUGUCUCUGUCUGCUUUUUACUGCCUGAUGUGGUCGCUCUCGUACAUCUUCUUUCCAGAUGCUCUGUGGGGCAAGGCAGCCUGUCUUUCGCCACAGCACUGAGGAAGCUAAACAGCUCUACCAGCUCCUGCCGGCCUCUGUGGGGUUUGUGUCAGCAUAUUGGGUCAAGCCUGCACUAAAGCGUUGUAUGUGCCUGUGUUCUCAUAUACUAGAUAUAUGGUAUGUCUGUUGCCAUGAAGUGAGCAAACCAAAGUAGGGUCAAUGACCUUCACAUCUUUCUCUUUAUUCAGGGUUCUGACUCCCUUGCGGACAAUACUUGUUUAUGUCACGUAGAACAGAAUAUCCCCCUGCCUCAAGCUCAGUGUGGGCUGGGUUUGGGUUCCAGCUCCGUUACCAGCUGGGUGACUGUGUGCUACUAAGGUCCAUCCCUUGGAAAGGAGUGAGAGCCUUCAGAACUGGUAUUGGCCUCGGCCUCAGCCCUGCCUGGUGGGGCUUCCUGAAGCAUUUCUUACUCUUGCAGACUCUGGCUCUGAGAGUAGAGCUAAUCACAGGACUCUCUUGUUGCCCAGUUUGAAUGUGUGUAGGAUUUUGUAACUUAAACAUUCUGUAUUUUAAUAGUUCAAAGCUGCUGCCUUUUGCUUUUGUUUAGCAGUUAGAGACAUUGGUGACACAGGGCAUCAUCGGGCUUGCAGGAUCUCGUGUGGAUUUUCUUUCCUACACUGGAAACUACUAAACCCUAGCUAUUCAGAUGCCACUUCAUAUUCUAAAAUCCAAAUCAAAUAGAAAUAAACAGUACUGCAUGGCAAAGUUGUACCUUACCGAGAACUCAGGUCCACUGAGCCCCCAGUGUAGACAGACAUUCCACCUCCCAGAUCGUGGAAAAAAGGAUUGAUGGCUGGUUCUGCUCCCCGCUCAGAGACUGUGCCAGAACACCUUCUACCCUGGAUAUAACUUUUUUAAGUUUCCAGAAUAAUGUAUGUGGUAAAUAUACAUCUAUUCUCAAAUUAGAUGUUUAAAAAUAAAAACCCAAAGUAAGAUUUGGCUGUAACAGAAUAGAUAGUGCCCUCCUGUUAAAUCAUUCAUAUGUUCCUAGUUAGAUGGAUUUGCCUGUGUCCCAUGACUUUAUAUCUCCUUCAGUUUAGGUUUUGUAUUUUUGCUAUCUGCCAUAGUGCCUGGCACUCAGAAAUGUUCACUUUGUAUAUGAAUUGAUUUAGUUGUGGAUUCUAGUAAGUUACAUACAAGGUUACUACAAUGUGGUAAGAAUUUUACAAAUAUACAUGGGCUUAGACAUUUCAAUAUGAUGUCCUUCAGUGCUGUACAUUCAUUUCAGUGUAGUGCUGUACAUUCAUUUCAGUGUGAUGCUCCCCUUAAAGCAUUUUAGGAACUCCAAUUUGAAAAUGAUCUUCACAUAAAUUCUUAAGGACCAAGCAGCUGUAACAAUGCCUGAAUAAAUAGGUGCUCAACACCACCACCACCAAAAAGCGAAAAACAUGUUUUAUUCUGAACUGACUAAAUUUUUUCCAAAAACCUAACAUUUGAGAUUAGCCAAUUAUAUCCUAUUAUUAAAUCAAAUUAGGUAUCAUAUUUGGACUCAAAUGACUUGUGGCUGUUUCUAAAAUUUGAAACUAUGUUAAAAGGAAAAAGAUGCAAUUCUGAAAGAGAAUUUCCAUGUCCAUUUUAAGUGACAGCAGCAGAGUUAAAUAUACAGACCCCCAGGAGGACAGCUUUGAAAAGUAAAAUACCCAAUUGGAUGUGUAAAUUAUGGCUUGAUUGUAACGGCAAUAAUUCAUACUUAAUUGCCUCCAGUUUUUUUUGUAAGUUAAUGACACUAGGAUAGUUAUAGGUCAACUGACAGCUGGUUAACAGAGGGAUCUGUGCUUCCUUGCACCUCUCUGAGAGUAUGGUUAUACUUCUAUAUGGGCUUGAGGGUCUCAGAUACUAAGGCUACUCAUUCAAUGCCUUCACUUCCUCAGAUAGUGGUUUUCUAAAAUAGAAUGUCUCUUCUUGGGCUUCCUCUUAGGAACAAGGGAGAAGGCCAAGACUUUAAAAUCUGCACUUCUCAAAUGAAUACAUGAAGCCAGUGGGGUUUAGGCAGUUCUCUUUGUCCUAAACUUGAGAGAGUGUAGAUUUCCCUCCUGGUCAACUUCUAGUCCCUUCUUCCUAACCUGAAGUCCUACUUCUGUGUCUGGUAAGCAGAAUCAAGUGACUGGGAAUUCUGCUACUCUUUUAGCCCUGACCUUGAAUAAAACGUUUAAUCUCUCUAA
Molecule: messenger RNA, 4075 nt
Organism: Pongo pygmaeus (Bornean orangutan)
Lineage: Eukaryota; Metazoa; Chordata; Mammalia; Primates; Hominidae
Gene: TMEM269
Product: transmembrane protein 269
Exons: 6
Coding region: 1242-1913 (223 amino acids)
Source: RefSeq, a predicted model, not a curated record